AUGUCUCCGGCGCCUUGUACACGUUGCACGAAUUUUGGGCGGCAUUGCUCCGUCGACCCUUCCUUUCACAGGAUUUGGAAGAGAAGCGCAAAAGAAAAUGAAUUGGAGCGCCUCAAGGGAGGUCGGUUCCCUCAAGCCGUCCCAACUGGUCUGCAGCCCCGAUCAUCAAAUCUGUUCCCCGGAGUGCCUACCGAUCGCACUCACCUUACGGAUCAAGCGCUAGAGGAUGUGAAGCUGGGCCACGUUGACAUUCAAAAUUUGAUCGACCACUACUACGCAACGUUUCAUCCACAAUUUCCCAUUCUCCCAGACGCCGCGACAUUCAUCUCACGAUACGAUGCAAACAAGCUUCUGCUAUGGUCGAUUUUGUCAAUUUCCGCAGGUGGAAGUCCGGAGACUGCAUUCCUAUACAAUUCUCUGGUCAAUCCCGUGCGUCGCCUGGCAGGCGAUGUCUACGGUCAUCAGAGCAGAGGUCUCGAACUGUGCAGGCGUUGCUCCUUCUCUGUGCAUGGCCGUUUCCCUACCAGCACACCGUCAGCGACCCGUCUUCAAUGCUUGCACCGCCCACCAUCGCUCCAAUCCGACUUCUGCUGUCAUCGUACACGGCACGAGGAGAUUUCUAUAGGCGAACGCGAGCUGACCUGCUAUGCCAUCCAACGUUCCUGGCUCAUAUUUCACAGCAUUUCCAUGAGGCUGGGAAUCCCAUCGUCAAGCACGUCAUGUCAGUCGAUAAUGUCGGAGAUUGCAAAGGGGUACUCUUCAAGCGUACCUGAAACGCUCUUGCACUUUUUGCAUAUUUCCUAUCUUGGCCAGAGAAUAGCAACACUCCUUGGUGACGAUGGCUCUGGCCCCGCGGGCCUCACCAGUGACCCUCUACGAUACAUCCAACUUCUCGAUAUUGAUUUCCAAUGCACAUACGCAUUACUCAAAGAUAACCUGUCGCAGCAAUGCAAGAUUUUCCACCUCUUCACGAGAUUAACAUUAUACUCCUACGCUUUCAACACCGAAAACGACGUUGACCAGACGGGUUUUGCGGAUUCUACUGCAACAGAAGUGUCGGGGAAAGCUCUAGCUACAGUUACGGAGCUCUUGCAACUCGCUUGCGCUUCCCUUGUUGCAAGAACAAUUCCGUCGGGGAUUGCAGUUGGAUCGUUGCUCGAAACUUGCCAGGCUGGUAACAGUCUCGUUCGACUAUGGUCCUUAUUCCCAAAGGACAGUUACUCGCGCAUCUCAACGCACAUUGCUAGGUUCAUCGACUUCACCAACUCAAAGGUAUCGACCUCCGCAGCCAACCUCCAUGCCCAGCAGGUAUGGACUAAACAGAUCGGUGGCAGACAUGCUGUAACGUCCCGCAUGUCCGCGAAUGUGUUGUUCAAUGUUAUUUGGCCGACCGAACGUGCGGCUGGCAACGCGGCACAUCUUGGUCCUGGACCCGACAAGCAACGAGACGACACAGCUACGCAGUUGGGACUACGAAACGGUACGAGCGACCAGACUUUCGUCGACAUGACUGAUCCAGCAUAUGACGACUCUGAUUCAAUGGACGACUUACAAGACCUCGACAGCUUCGAUGAUGUCUUCGCAGACUGGGCUGACUUGUGCGGAAAUGCGCCCGGGCUUGACAGAUCGAGCCGGCAUGGUGGCCUCCUUGCGCUUACCUGAGAAGCGAAACCCCGGAAAGCUGCACAUGGUCUAUGUUGAAAUUGCGAAGGGCUCAAAAGAUGCCCAGAAACAUGCAAGCACAUGUGGUAUUACACUCAAGCAUAUGUUAUCGUUGGGCAGCCCAGGCACAGUUGUGCUACCCUCUUUCAAUGUGACAGAUGCAUUCAUUUCGUAUAUCGCACCUUGUAUAUCGGGUACUGUGUACCAUCGUGUCUCAAAGGGCUAGUUUGCCGAACUUGUGUAGUUGCCAGGACACAACAAUUUUUCUCACAUCGUCAUGGCAGGUUCAAUCUUUAGAUUCCUGCUCAGAUACUGUAUCAUUACACCUCUUUCUGC
Messenger RNA from Exophiala viscosa, 1998 nucleotides. RefSeq lists its product as uncharacterized. Lineage: Eukaryota; Fungi; Ascomycota; Eurotiomycetes; Chaetothyriales; Herpotrichiellaceae. Gene Ontology annotation, cellular component: nucleus. Gene Ontology annotation, molecular function: transcription cis-regulatory region binding; DNA-binding transcription factor activity, RNA polymerase II-specific. Gene Ontology annotation, biological process: regulation of DNA-templated transcription. The record is from RefSeq and is a predicted model, not a curated record. The coding region runs from base 1 to 1662 and encodes 553 amino acids. The transcript has 6 exons.